Molecule: messenger RNA, 954 nt
Organism: Colletotrichum graminicola M1.001
Lineage: Eukaryota; Fungi; Ascomycota; Sordariomycetes; Glomerellales; Glomerellaceae
Product: DNA-binding protein
Exons: 3
Coding region: 1-954 (317 amino acids)
Source: RefSeq, a predicted model, not a curated record
AUGGUCAAAGGCAGGGACGAGGUCGUCUCCGAGUUCAACGAGUACGUCAACAUGACGGCCGACGAGCUCGAGUCGUGGCUCAAGUCGGACGACUCCAACAGCGCCGGCUGGCCAAAGGACGACGCCGAGGGUGACGGCGAGACCGUCGGACACGACAGCGGGCGCAAGAUUGUCGAGAUCCUCCAGGCGAACCCCGACAAGAAGGAGGACGAGUACACGGACGACCAGGUCGAGCACAUGCGCAAGGUCGUGGCGUACUGCAAGCGCCACCUCGCGCAAGAGUCCAAGUCGAACAGCGAGAAGUCGACCGAGGACGUGAAGAAGACCAAGUCUUAUGCGUCGCUGAAGAACUGGGGCCACGAUAUCCUCAAGGCCCAGGGCAAGGAGGGCGGCGCAGAGAAGUCGAACGGGAAGUCAUCCAAUGAGAAGGAGGAGGAGGAGGAGGAGGCAGUAGAAGAAGAGAAUGGAGAGGAGAACGGAGAGGAAGAGGAGAAUGCAGAGGAAGAGGAGGAGGUGAAGGAUGCUGAGGAGGUCGAUGACGGCGAGAAGGAGGAGACCGACGACAAGGUCGAAGAAAAGGCCGGCGAGAAGCGCAAACACGCCGACAACGACGAGAACGGGACCAGCAAGAAGCUCCAGACGCGCCAGGGAGAGGGCCAGGCGGCCGAAAAGUCGGAAGAGAACGGGGACGAGGAGGAGGAAGAGGCGGCGGACGAGGGCGGCGACGGCCAGGAGACCACCAAGGGGCCCGAGAAGGGCGAUACCGUCAGCUGGAACUGGGGCAACGGGCAGCCCGAGGGCAAGGUGCUGGACGUCAAGGGCGAGAAGACGACCAUCGAGACCAAGAGCGGGAACGAGGUGUCUCGCGAUGGAAAGCCCGACGACCCGGCCGUGGUGCUGGACGCCGGCAAGUCGAAGGCCAUCAAGCUGGCACACGAGCUGAACGAGUCAUGA